Messenger RNA from Symbiodinium pilosum, 1896 nucleotides. The record is from the annotation of a GenBank genome assembly. NCBI's taxonomy places the organism in Eukaryota, Dinophyceae, Suessiales, Symbiodiniaceae.
AUGGGAGCGGAGGUCUUAGCGCUUUCCGAGGCGGUGCAUCAUCUGACGUCGUCGCAGGGCUCAGAGCCUGUUGUUUUUCUGGACGAGACAGCUGAGGAGGACUGGAGCUGGACCGCACCCCUCUCCAACCCUAUCAUUUGCCUUGGUGUCCACGAGGACUUUGAGGCAGAGCGGAUUGCCAUCCGUGCAGCAGUCAACUCAGCUUUCGGAGCACAGCUAGGGCCAGUGGCGCUCCACUCCUCAGCAUGCCUUCACCUACUUUCCUCCGUGCGGCUGGGCGAUGCUUCUGCUCCUUAUCAAGCUGUACGACCAGCCGUGGUGCAGAAAGACUGUGCUCCACGAGCUGUAUCGGCAAGAUGCUUCAGGAGGGCUUUGCCUCGUAGGCAACCCAUCCGCUUUUUUCUGCGCUUGGAUGAACCUCCUCUCGCGGACUCAGUCAAAGCACAAGUGCACCAGGCCAUCGUUGCUGCUUGCCUAGUUUCCAAAAGUGUCUACGACGACCGAGAUACUCGCUUAAGCUUGGUUUGGCCGUGUGCAGCGGGCUUGCGAUGCAUGCGAUGCGUGACGGUGGACAGAAGCCUGAUGGACUUAUCCAAAGGACGCUUGGUUCCAGCUGAGGGUCCGGUGAUCCAGGCGCUGCAGUUGAAGCUACAGCGCGACGAGAAGUCUUUAGAUGAAGGAAUGCAUGACAUCAUGCAAGAAAACAAAAGCUGUUCCUUGGGCACAGCUGCCGUGGUGCGAGUUGCCUUUGGCGAGCAGGGCACUUGGCCCGGAGCAGGAUCCCAAGCAGGUUGGCCAACUGAUCCAGUCAUCCUGAUGUUCCUCAACUGGCAGGGUGAUCUCCCAAUCCCGCAGACUGCAUCGAUUCGAGUACCGGUUGGUGGUUAUGCUCAGAUGAUUGUAACCCUGCAGCAUUGGCACAACCUUGGGGUGCUGCCAGCUACGUUGACACCACGGCCACUGCUUUCCGAUUGGGGGGAGGCAGAGUUGCUCAGAGCCAUCCAGGAACUUCAUCCCAAGCCUGGGCGUGAUGUGCACCUUGAUGUGGUUCUUCCCUUUCACGGGACGGUGGCAGGCCGUGUCAGAAUGGGUCACGUCCUGUUCGCUGAAUGUGGCAACGUGAAGGUCAUGUGCAAGGAGCAACGACUUGGGACCUCUUUUCAGGUGGUCAUAAAAGAACUUCGUGUAGGUGACGAUUUGUAUUGCAGGGGAUAUCCUGGAUAUGAGUAUAAGGGCGAUCCGGCGAUAUUUGCAACAGAGAUUGUGGCAAUCAAGCCGGGUGAGAGGGGCGAGUCGAAGGAUGUUGAUGCUGUUCUGUUCCAAGAUGACCAGAUUGUUGUUGUGGAGAAGCCCGCCGGCAAGCUGGCCUGGGAAGAUAGCAGGCAUCGACAUGAGCGCGGCACUGCGCUGAAAGUUGAUGCCGACCAGCUGCUGUAUGCUCCAGAGCUUGAAGUCAGCGGUCCUGCGAUUUACAGCAAGCUCGGAACUUGCGUGGAUGCCUCGUCAUGUCGACUGGAGUACGUUGUGCUAGUCGCUGGAAGACCAGAAAGGGUUUCCGUCUGCAAAGCUGCCUUGCGACCUGCUCGUGGCAAACCAAAGCAAAGCGCGGAAACACAGCUGGAAAGUCUAUGGAAGGGAAACGACUGCACGCUGCUGCGGGCUUCAGUGCAAGGUGCUGAGACAAAAUCCCAAGUCUGCAGGCAUUUGCAUCUUCUGGGCUUUCCAGUUUGGGGCGAUCGACGCUUUGGGAACCAGCGCGCAAACUUGCGCUCACGGGCCGUCUUCGGUCUGGCGAGGCCGUGGUGUCAUUUGGUGCAUGUGGAGCUCUACGGAACUUGGGGCGGCAUAAGAGUAAGCAGCACACCGCCACCAGACUUGCUGCGUGCCCCGCGCUGA